CGCUGCCCCCCGCGCUGCUGACGGCGCUCGGGCCCGCGGCCGAGGGCGCCCGGCGCCUGCACAAGUCGCCGUCGCUGUCGUCGUCGUCGUCUUCCUCGUCCAACGCCGAGUCGGGCACCGAGAGCCCCGGCUGCUCCUCGUCGUCCUCGAGCAGCGCCUCGCUCGGCCGGGCGGGCGGCGGCCGCGGCGGCGCCUUCUUCCACUUCGCGGACGGCCCUCCGAGCGCCCCCGGCGCGGCCAACGGGCACCCCGGGCCGCGCGGCCCCGCGCCGGCCGGCUCCCCGCCGCAGCACCAGUUCCACCCGGGCCGCCGGAAACGCGAGAACAAGGCCAGCACGUACGGCCUCAACUACCUGCUGUCUGGCAGCCGCGCGGCCGCGCUGAGCGGAGGGGGCGGCCCCGGGCCCCAGGCCCCGCGGCCCGGCACGCCGUGGAAGAGCCGCGCGUACAGCCCGGGCAUCCAGGGGCUUCAUGAGGAAAUAAUUGACUUUUAUAACUUCAUGUCCCCUUGUCCUGAAGAAGCAGCCAUGAGACGAGAGGUGGUGAAGAGGAUCGAGACUGUGGUUAAAGACCUUUGGCCGACGGCUGAGGUGCAGAUAUUUGGCAGCUUCAGUACCGGCCUCUACCUUCCAACCAGUGACAUCGACCUGGUGGUCUUUGGAAAGUGGGAGCGCCCCCCGCUGCAGCUGUUGGAGCAGGCCCUGCGGAAGCACAAGGUGGCCGAGCCCUGCUCCAUCAAGGUCCUCGACAAGGCCACGGUACCGAUAAUCAAACUCACAGACCAGGAGACGGAAGUCAAGGUGGACAUCAGCUUUAACAUGGAGACGGGGGUCCGGGCGGCCGAGUUCAUCAAGAACUACAUGAAGAAAUAUUCGUUGCUGCCUUACUUGAUUUUAGUACUGAAACAGUUCCUCCUGCAGAGGGACCUGAACGAAGUUUUUACAGGUGGAAUUAGCUCGUACAGCCUCAUUUUAAUGGCCAUUAGCUUUCUACAGCUGCAUCCGAGAAUUGAUGCCCGGAGAGCUGACGAAAACCUUGGGAUGCUUCUUGUAGAAUUCUUUGAACUCUACGGAAGAAAUUUUAAUUACUUGAAAACUGGCAUUAGAAUAAAAGAAGGAGGUGCCUACAUCGCCAAAGAGGAGAUCAUGAAAGCCAUGACCAGCGGGUACAGACCAUCCAUGCUGUGCAUCGAGGACCCCCUGCUGCCAGGAAAUGACGUUGGCCGGAGCUCCUACGGGGCCAUGCAGGUGAAGCAGGUGUUCGACUACGCCUACAUCGUGCUGAGCCACGCCGUGUCGCCGCUCGCCAGGUCCUACCCCAACAGAGACUCCGAAAGUACCUUGGGGAGGAUCGUCAAGGUGACGCAGGAGGUGAUCGACUACCGGAGGUGGAUCAAGGAGAAGUGGGGCAGCAGGGCGCGCCCGGCGCCGGAUCUCGACAACAGGAUCAAGAUCAAAGAGCACGUGGGCGUGUGUGAGGGGGAGCAGCCUCCGCGCCGGGACGCCGAGUCGCCCUACGGCCAGCGCCUGACCCUGUCUCUGCCCAGCCCCCAGCUUCUGUCCUCGGGCUCGUCUGCCUCCUCCGUGUCCUCGCUUUCUGGAAGUGACAUCGACUCGGACACACCGCCCUGCACGACGCCCAGCGUGUACCAGUUCAGCCUGCAGGCACCCACCCCUCUGCUGGCCAGCCUGCCCGCCGCCUUGCCCGUGCCGAGCGGCAAACCUCAGCCCAGCACGUCCAGAACUCUGGUCAUGACAACAACCACUCAGACCAGGUUUACGAUCCCUCCGCCCGCGCUAGGGGUGGGCCCCGUGCCCUGCAGACAGGCUGGCCUGGAAGGCGCGCCCGCGCUGAAAGCCGUCCACCACGUGUCUCCCCCCGCCCUGCCGGCCGGCUCGCCCAACCCCCUGUCCAGCCCGCACCUGUAUCACAAGCAGCACAGCGGCAUGAAACUGUCCAUGAAGGGCUCCCACAACCACGGCCAGGGGGGCAGCUACAGCUCGGUGGGCACUGGGGGCGUGCGGCCUCCUGUGGGCAACCGGGGGCACCACCAGUACAACCGCACCGGCUGGAGGAGGAAAAAACACACCCACACGAGGGACAGCCUGCCCGUCAGUCUCAGCAGAUAAUCCUCCUGGUGGCGCCGCCCGGCCCCCGCAGACUGUAGCCGGGCGGCCUCGGCGCCCCCAGGCCCAGAGACCAGCGUCCAGCCCGUCAGCCGGGCCGCCGCCCGCCGCCGAUGCCUCUGCAUGUCCCCGCGUGGUGGUCACGCCCGUCGUAGAGAACAGCUCCCUGUGCUCAUCUGUGAAGCCUUACCCGACGCGGACGCUCUCCUGCUUCCGGACCCUCCCGCCAGCGCCGGGGCGGCUGGGCUGGGAGCCGCGGGCCGGGCCGGGCCCCGCGUCCCUCGGUACCGCGUCUGUCCUUUGCAUCGGGUACCUUAUUUCACGUUGUCAGAGCAACGGCGAUCAGACCCCGUGUUCGCUGGGAGGUGUCCUCAUUGUUUUACUGCUCUCACGUUUUGUUUCGGAUUUCAGAACUUUUUCUAUGUAAAUAUUGAAAACUUAUGAUUUGUGCAAUAACUCAGAUAUUUUUUAUUUAAUUUCAUAUUUUCACAUAAGUUAUAUUUAAGGGAAGAGGGAAUUUUUUUAAACACGCUUAGAUCCUUUCCCGAGUUGCAUUUUCUAAGUUGGGUUCAUCGUGUCGGCUGGCGGGCUGAUGAGCAGCCUUAGGAAGGGAGACCUUGGGGAGGGGCCUGCGUUCCUUCUGUUGGUCGGACGUGAGGCCUCUCAGUUUGUGGUGAAGGAGCCGAGGCCCUGGCGGGUUUCGGGGGUGGGGUUCAGCUCCGAAGCCUGCUGACCAGCUGCCGGCCGGCUCUGCGUCUGGCCUGUCCUGCUCUGACCAUGGCGUUUGAAUGUUUUGGGUUUGGUUUUUUUUUAAACUAGACAACAGAUCCAGCAUUUAAAGUGCCAGAGUAUAACUUUCUAAAGGGAGAAAAGGUUGUCACAUUAUAAAAUCUUAAAAAAAAAAAUGUGAAUUUUGAAAUUCCUCAGUGUUAGUAACAUAGCUCGUGAUGAUGGGUCUGGUUCCGGACGGCGGUACCCAGUUUUAGGAAUGUGGAGAAAGGAAUUAUGUUGAUUCCAUUGCGGAAUCUGUAGCAGUAAGCACUCGUUCUGUUAAGAGCAUCUCUAAGAGAAGUACUUGAGCUGCUCGGCGCGCGGCUGGGGUGCCUUCACGUGUCACAGGAGAGCGGGGCCCGGUGCCGGGCCGAGCGGCCGGUGCCCGACUGGAGAAGCCUACAGGUGUCCUGUGCAGGUGUCCUCUGCCGUGACAGCACUGUCCUUGUCCCCAUUCUCGAGCGUGAAUAUACGCAUCCUGCCUCCCCCCUGAGUUUCUGGAGCACACAGGUGUCCUGGGAGUCGGGGGCCCUCCCAGGUCAUCCAGCACCCACUGUUAAAGUGGGGGUUCGGGCCCUGUCAACACUACAGGUGGGCUGGUCCUGGAGCCCACCGGCAGAGAAGGCCGAGGCGGGAAGCUUGCGCCCACGACCCGGCUGACGUGCGGACGUGGGCAGUAGUGGAGUGGGGUCAGUGUGGCAGACACCCCAAGGACAAGCUGUAUUUGGAAGCGUGACCGGCCACGUGCGUCGCGAGCUGCCGACCGCGCCCGCGGGCUCUCGGGGCGGCGCCAGAGCAGCGUAGCACACUUGGUCUGCAGCUCUCGGCGAUCGAAGGUUAUCAAAAAUAUUUAAAGAUAUUUAAAUUGUGAACCUAUUGAUAAAGACAUAUUUAUAAAACUGAUACGUAGACCCGUACUAAUCUCUACACAUUAGCAAUAUUGACUGUAACCCUCCAUUAAGGAAGCGCCGCGGGGACGCGGGGCGACGUGGGUGCCCCUCGUGGCGCUCGGCCCCAGGCCCAGGCGCCAGGCUCCCUACCCGUCACGGUGAGCGAAUGAAUUGGGCUGGCCGCCCCGUGGCCACGCGCCACAGGCUUAACAAGACAUCAUGUUUCAAUUUUUUGUGUGUGUGGACAAAAAUGUAGAGGUUCAAAUUGACAUAUUUUUAUGUAAAGUUUUUCUAUUCUUUGAUUUUUAAUAAACUUUGGAAACCAG
Molecule: messenger RNA, 4113 nt
Organism: Sus scrofa (pig)
Lineage: Eukaryota; Metazoa; Chordata; Mammalia; Artiodactyla; Suidae
Gene: TENT4A
Product: terminal nucleotidyltransferase 4A
Biological process (GO): polyadenylation-dependent ncRNA catabolic process; RNA 3'-end processing
Cellular component (GO): TRAMP complex; nucleolus
Molecular function (GO): poly(A) RNA polymerase activity; mRNA binding
Source: RefSeq, a predicted model, not a curated record